This is a messenger RNA of Trichosporon asahii var. asahii CBS 2479, 285 nucleotides long. RefSeq names its product glutamate-tRNA ligase. NCBI's taxonomy places the organism in Eukaryota, Fungi, Basidiomycota, Tremellomycetes, Trichosporonales, Trichosporonaceae. Bases 1 to 285 code for a protein of 94 amino acids. The record is from RefSeq and is a predicted model, not a curated record. The transcript has a single exon.
AUGUCGACCCUCACUAUCCCCUACGUCGCGCAGCCCGACAUGGCCCUCCCGGCUCUCGCCCUCCUGCAGGGUGCCGAGGUCGUCUGGGACGUCAUCUCGGGCGACGCCGGCCAGCCCGACCUCGACGGUGUCAAGGGUGCCGACGCUGUCCGCGCCAAGCUGAACGAGAAGACCCCCGCCGGUCCCUCGCUUCCCCAGCUCCCUAGCGAGUUCACCCCCAAGACUCCCUUCCCCGAGAUCGCUGCUAUCCUCGACGCUCUCGACGACUACCUCGCCUACAGGUGA